Messenger RNA from Stegostoma tigrinum, 1542 nucleotides. RefSeq names its product DELTA-thalatoxin-Avl1a-like. Gene Ontology annotation, molecular function: channel activity. The transcript is spliced from 3 exons. Lineage: Eukaryota; Metazoa; Chordata; Chondrichthyes; Orectolobiformes; Stegostomatidae. The record is from RefSeq and is a predicted model, not a curated record. Gene Ontology annotation, cellular component: pore complex. Bases 516 to 1058 code for a protein of 180 amino acids. Gene Ontology annotation, biological process: pore complex assembly; cytolysis in another organism; monoatomic cation transport.
UGAAAAAAUGUCAAAUUUCUACAACCGAAAUUUCUGGGCCGAUUAUCAAUGUGUAAUUCUGCAAAAAUUGCUGCUCUGUGAUUCAGAAGACUACAAGAAGUCGGUGGGAAAGAGUUAGCUUCGGAAUACGUAACAUUCUGCACUUAGCGCCCGCAUAUAUUCUGAAAGUGGAACGAAGUAGCCAGCUAGCAGGAGGUAGAGUGAGAGAGGGAGCAGCUGCCCAGGAGACCGGCCUCUGACUUCUCGGCACAUUGGAGCCGUAACACGUCUCAUUACAAACUCAAGCAACCCUCCAAUAACGGAGAACAGCUUCUGGAACCGGAUCUGGCCUCUCUCUGGCAAAGGAAAUGACCAUAGAUAGAUGAGCAGUAGGCACUCGCCAAAUUACUAUCGGAAGUUUUCAAUCCACAGGAAGGGUGUGGGUUUGAACUCGGUUACUUUGCGUGUUGGAACAGAAGAAAGUGAACCGCACAGCCUGGACUCAGUGAGAUUCCCCCCCCGGAACUCAGGCAAGAAUGGCGACUCCAAUUGAAGAGAUUAUAAAAUCAGUUGACUCCAACAUAGUUGUGGGAAUCGAGAUCACAAACAGCAGCAAACACUUUGAUCUAACUGCAGCAGCGACAUAUGCUGAAUGUGGCGUUGUACAAAGCCCACCACCACCAACUAUAGCGAAGGAGAAGAAAGGAACGUGUGUGUUCAUCAAGACCCCAUUCUCACUCUAUGGCGUUGCUGGAGUCCUGAGCUACUCCUUUGGUGACCAUCAGUUCUCGCUUCUCUUUUCCAACCCUCUUGACUGCAUCAAGUACGACAGUGAAUUUGCCCUGCACAUUCCUGACACAAAAACAAUGACCGAUCGAAAUUUGUACAAUAAAAUGUAUACACAACUGCAUGAAUCCAGUUGCUUCACCAAAACUGCAAUUGGAAGAGGGAAUACAGCACUGCAACUCCACAAAGAUGGAAUGGAGAUUUCAGGCACAAUGUCAAAUGUGCAUCACAAAGCUAUAAUUAAAUUGGAGGUUCGAGAUCACUUCUCUUCUCCAUACAAGCCUAAUAAUUAAAAUUCUCUUUGGUGGGGAAGUAUGUCAAAAUUCAUCACUUAUUUAGUGGAAUUUCUUAAUUGUCUUAUUUUCUAGUACAAUGAAAUCCAUACCAUAAUUGAUCAGUAAUCACAGGACUGUAAUGCCUUUUUGUAUAGAAUAACAGAGUAGGAAUUUGCUUCAUGUCCUAUUUUUGUAAGGAGUUUGUCUACAUUCAUAAUAAGACUAUUAUUUUGUUUCUAACACUGAAUUACUUAUCUCCUGAUGUAAUGCACAUCAGUCUGACUUGGAAACUGUAUUGUUCCUUCACUGUCACUUUAUUAAAAUCCUACAGCACCUUUCCCAACAGCACUGUGUGUGUCCCUCCAGCCCAAAGACUGCAGUGCUUUAAAAAGGCAGUUCACCACAACCACCUCCUCCUUUUAGGGCAAUUAGGGAUCGGCCACAUUUGGAGUACUGUGUGCAGUUCUGGUCGCCACAUCACCAAAAGGAUGUGGAUGCUUUG